AUGCGAAUUGGGGGAUUGUAUCCAAUUUUCAGACAAAAUUAUUUCAUUCCUGUUCCGACAUUCAUCACUGACCCAUUGGAAGCUUUCAUUCCUUCACAGGCAGAGUCCCUUCCAAGGAAGCUGCUUGCCUGUGGGGAAUUCGGCAGCUUUGAGUUCAAUGCGGUUGAACUGAGACAUCCGGCAGCUAGGCACUUGUAUCCGAGAAAUUCUUCGGAGGUUGAUACCCUUGUCAUUGCAGGCGCUUUGGCAAGUGGCACGUCGUUGCACAAUCCUUUUCACCUGAUGCAUUCAACCAUACCUUUGGUUUGGCAGCUUCAUCAUCCAGACUAUGGUCUUUGUAUCCCCAGGUCAGAGUUAGAUAUCCGCCUGGCUUUCCACAGCGCUUUCCAUGCUCGCCGGCAAGUUCAUUUCUGGAAAGCCUUUAGCAGGCACUCCAACGACAUGGCACAGAUCUCAGAUGCUGAGAAGCCACAGAGGCUCGUUAUCCCAGCGCAGUGGAGAUUCUGGUGGGGCCCCCUUGCGGAGAUGCCGCCGCUUCCUCUAGGAGCCGAUGCAACUGCCAAGUGCUACCCGCGAGUGAUUUUCGGUCGCGAGCUGCUUCGAACAGGGCUUGGCGGGUUCGUGACCCCCCGAGUGGUGACCUUCUAUCAUCGCUAUCUCAACGCCGUUUUUGCCCAGAGCCGGGAACGUGAAGGACCUGCGACUGGACGAGCUUUUGACGCAGAGCUGAAGAUGUAUGGAGCCAUGGGAGUCAAUCCCCCGCAGAGACAAGACGCUGCGUCCCUGUCGCAGAUAGCUCCUGGAGGUCCGAUGGACUUGGACUACUUCACUGCGGAUGGCUCCAAAUACCUGACCCAGCCACCAGCUCUGCUCCCUUUGGACAAAGAGGAGGUGGUUCAAGUUGACGAUGAGGCAGAGGUGAAAUGGGCACAAUCCACGACCAAGAAGGCUCUCCGAAAUGUCAAUGUCCUUUGGGUGCAGAGACCAAAACGUGCGAGCCGAUGGAUUGCAAACAUGGAGGAGAUUCUCAAUUGGCUUCAAGGAUUUGAACACCCGCGCUUCAGUGACCUUCGCGUCAGAGUGCUGGUGGCCCAUUUCGAGCGUUUACAUCCUGCAAUUCAGUGGCACCUAGCGAGACACGCGGACAUUUUGGUGGGCGUCACGGGGGCGGCUAUGGCCUGGGGUGCCUUCAUGCACCAAAAUGCGGUCAUAUUGGACCUCUUUCCACCGGGCUCCAAGUUCUGCAAUGAAGGCUGGGGAAGCAACACCGUCAGCCAUUACGGAGGCUUGGCCCGGCUCAGUGGAAUGCAGUAUACCUGCAUGGAGCACCCGGCUGCUUUGCACGGGUCUGAGAAUCCCACAAGCCAGCAAGAAGCGUUGUACCUCGCAGACAGGGAGGUCAAGGAAAAGUUUGGAGGAUUCUGGCAUGGUCAAAAUGUGCGCUUGAACAUGCCGAAGUUCCAACAGGUAUUCCUUGAAGCUGUCGCCAAGGUGCUGCCCUUUCUACCGCCAGAAAGGACCGCCGACCAUUGAGAGCUUCAGCGUGCAGAUCUUCAAAGUCAAGUGUCACGCGCUGUCGCCCAUCGGUUGAAAA
Cladocopium goreaui is the source of this 1594-nucleotide messenger RNA. Lineage: Eukaryota; Dinophyceae; Suessiales; Symbiodiniaceae. The record is from the annotation of a GenBank genome assembly.